Molecule: messenger RNA, 2795 nt
Organism: Gorilla gorilla gorilla (western lowland gorilla)
Lineage: Eukaryota; Metazoa; Chordata; Mammalia; Primates; Hominidae
Gene: MMEL1
Product: membrane metalloendopeptidase like 1
Exons: 25
Coding region: 439-2778 (779 amino acids)
Biological process (GO): protein processing
Cellular component (GO): plasma membrane
Molecular function (GO): metalloendopeptidase activity
Source: RefSeq, a predicted model, not a curated record
CAAGCCACUGCUCUCCCAUCCCAGUCCCUGGAAAUCCACCCACUUGGCCCAGCUCACCCCAACUCCAACCCACUGGGACCCAGUCUCCAGGGGCCUGACUGUGGGCGGCAGCCACUCCUGAGUGAGCAAAGCUCCCUGUCCUGCCUACAGCAGCAGCCUGUGCCCAGCCGUGUGUGUCUUCAAGUGCUGCCCACUGCCCUACUGGCUCCAGAAGGUGUCUCCUCCAUAACAACAGGGUCAGGGGACGACCAGAGCUGCACACCAGCCAGGUGGCUGCCAGGGCUAAGACUCAAGCCUGCCUGGCCCUGCAGAUCCCUUCCUGGCCCACGUAGUCACCGCCUGUGUGGGUACCUACUGUUCUGGUGUCGCCCAUCACUGGCUUCUGGGCUCCAAGAGGAAAGGUUCCUCCGCGGUGCUCUCCCGUCCAGAGCCCUGCUGAUGGGGAAGUCCGAAGGCCCCGUGGGGAUGGUGGAGAGCGCCGGCCGUGCAGGGCAGAAGCGCCCGGGGUUCCUGGAGGGGGGACUGCUGCUGCUGCUGCUGGUGGUGACCGCUGCCCUGGUGGCCUUGGGUGUCCUCUACGCAGACCGCAGAGGGAAGCAGCUGCCACGCCUUGCUAGCCGGCUGUGCUUCUUACAGGAGGAGAGGACCUUUGUAAAACGAAAACCCCGAGGGAUCCCAGAGGCCCAAGAGGUGAGCGAGGUCUGCACCACCCCUGGCUGCGUGAUGGCAGCCGCCAGGAUCCUCCAGAACAUGGACCCGACCACGGAACCGUGUGACGACUUCUACCAGUUUGCAUGCGGAGGCUGGCUGCGGCGCCACGUGAUCCCCGAGACCAACUCAAGAUACAGCAUCUUUGACGUCCUCCGCGAUGAGCUGGAGGUCGUCCUCAAAGCGGUGCUGGAGAAUUCGACUGCCAAGGACCGGCCGGCUGUGGAGAAGGCCAGGACGCUGUACCGCUCCUGCAUGAACCAGAGUGUGAUAGAGAAGCGAGGCUCUCAGCCCCUGCUGGACAUCUUGGAGGUGGUGGGAGGCUGGCCGGUGGUGAUGGACAGGUGGAACGAGACCGUAGGACUCGAGUGGGAGCUGGAGCGGCAGCUGGCGCUGAUGAACUCACAGUUCAACAGGCGCAUCCUCAUCGACCUCUUCAUCUGGAACGACGACCAGAACUCCAGCCGGCACAUCAUCUACAUAGACCAGCCCACCUUGGGCAUGCCCUCCCGAGAGUACUACUUCAACGGCAGCAGCAACCGGAAGGUGCGGGAAGCCUACCUGCAGUUCAUGGUGUCAGUGGCCACGAUGCUGCGGGAGGAUGCAAACCUGCCCAGGGACAGCUGCCUGGUGCAGGAGGACAUGGCGCAGGUGCUGGAGCUGGAGACACAGCUGGCCAAGGCCACGGUACCCCAGGAGGAGAGACACGAUGUCAUCGCCUUGUACCACCGGAUGGGACUGGAGGAGCUGCAAAGCCAGUUUGGCCUGAAGGGAUUUAACUGGACUCUGUUCAUACAAACUGUGCUGUCCUCUGUCAAAAUCAAGCUGCUGCCAGAUGAGGAAGUGGUGGUCUAUGGCAUCCCCUACCUGCAGAACCUUGAAAACAUCAUCGACAUCUACUCAGCCAGGACCAUACAGAACUACCUGGUCUGGCGCCUGGUGCUGGACCGCAUUGGUAGCCUAAGCCAGAGAUUCAAGGACACACGAGUGAACUACCGCAAGGCGCUGUUUGGCACAAUGGUGGAGGAGGUGCGCUGGCGUGAAUGUGUGGGCUACGUCAACAGCAACAUGGAGAACGCCGUGGGCUCCCUCUACGUCAGGGAGGCGUUCCCUGGAGACAGCAAGAGCAUGGUCAGAGAACUCAUUGACAAGGUGCGGACAGUGUUUGUGGAGACGCUGGACGAGCUGGGCUGGAUGGACGAGGAGUCCAAGAAGAAGGCGCAGGAGAAGGCCAUGAGCAUCCGGGAGCAGAUCGGGCACCCUGACUACAUCCUGGAGGAGACGAACAGGCGCCUGGACGAGGAGUACUCCAAUCUGAACUUCUCGGAGGACCUGUACUUUGAGAACAGUCUGCAGAACCUCAAGGUGGGCGCCCAGCGGAGCCUCAGGAAGCUUCGGGAAAAGGUGGACCCAAAUCUCUGGAUCAUCGGGGCGGCGGUGGUCAAUGCGUUCUACUCCCCAAACCGAAACCAGAUUGUAUUCCCUGCCGGGAUCCUCCAGCCCCCCUUCUUCAGCAAGGAGCAGCCACAGGCCUUGAACUUUGGAGGCAUUGGGAUGGUGAUCGGGCACGAGAUCACGCACGGCUUUGACAACAAUGGCCGGAACUUCGACAAGAAUGGCAACAUGAUGGAUUGGUGGAGUAACUUCUCCACCCAGCACUUCCGGGAGCAGUCGGAGUGCAUGAUCUACCAGUACGGCAACUAUUCCUGGGACCUGGCGGACGAACAGAACGUGAACGGAUUCAACACCCUUGGGGAAAACAUUGCUGACAACGGAGGGGUGCGGCAAGCCUAUAAGGCCUACCUCAAGUGGAUGGCAGAGGGUGGCAAGGACCAGCAGCUGCCCGGCCUGGAUCUCACCCAUGAGCAGCUCUUCUUCAUCAACUAUGCCCAGGUGUGGUGUGGGUCCUACCGGCCCGAGUUCGCCGUCCAAUCCAUCAAGACAGAUGUCCACAGUCCCCUGAAGUACAGGGUACUGGGGUCACUGCAGAACCUGGCCGCCUUCGCAGACACGUUCCACUGUGCCCGGGGCACCCCCAUGCACCCCAAGGAGCGAUGCCGCGUGUGGUAGCCAAGGCCCGGCCGCGC